This is a messenger RNA of Necator americanus (New World hookworm), 1290 nucleotides long. RefSeq lists its product as uncharacterized. NCBI's taxonomy places the organism in Eukaryota, Metazoa, Nematoda, Chromadorea, Rhabditida, Ancylostomatidae. The transcript has 16 exons. The record is from RefSeq and is a predicted model, not a curated record. Bases 1 to 1290 code for a protein of 429 amino acids.
AUGUUCUCUUCGAUGGCUCCGUUCCCCAAUGACACUUGGACUAUGACAUCAAGUGAGAAAAAUUCUUCCAUGGAUUUCUACUACUUAGAAGAUACAUCCGAUGUAAGUGAGCCGCUGUUUGUAAUGGCACCGCUCUGGCAACAACCGACGGAUCGAUUGAGGGCACUGCCACAACCGGCUCAUGAGGCUUGGCUGAGCAUGCGAAAUGAGUUAUUCGAGGUCACUGACAUCCCUAAUGUCGUCCACCCAACAAAAUGUGAAGAGAAACUUUAUUUGCACUCUUGGAGCACUGGAACUGUAAACGAAAAUAGCAGAAAUGUGAAGCGUUGUCCCAAGACGAUCUCUGCAAGCUCCGCACAAAAAGAAAUCGUCUCCACCCAGGCUCGCUGUAGCAACUCGACGUCCGCGGAGUGCGCCUAUUGCAAAAGUGUCGGGAAGGUGGCAGUAGGUCAUGCUAAAACCGCAUGUCCUGUGUUAUUUUCUAUGAAGCCGUGCUCAUUGUGUGGAGCGGACGGUUACGAGAAUCACACCGAAACGUACUGUCCAUCCAAGGAGAAGGUGAAACUGGAGCUGAAUCCAAGCUAUUUGAUGAGGGCGGAUCAAAGAAAAAGAGAGCCCAGAAUGUCGUUUCUGUUUCUUUGUUUGCUUCUCGUCACACUCGCGUACUCUGCGCCUCCCAUCGUCCCAGUGAAACCUGACGAAAUAGAGCUCCUUGUCGCACCCAAACCACGCGCAUGCGUGGAUGGAGUGGAUAACGUUGUACAAAUCGCCGAUGUCGAAGGAGCGACAAAUCGUAUUCGCACCCAGGACGUUGUUGUUCAGCUGUAUGAUUCGAAGGGGAAGCCAACAUGCUAUAAUGGUCAUGCGAAAAUACCUCUACCAGGAUUUGUCAAGCUUGUUAAAGGGAAGGUCAUUGUCACCGGACCAUCUGACAUAAGAAAAUCUGGAGAAGUGUUGUUUACUUUCACGAAGAAACAACUCGUCGGCACUUUAUGUAGUGAAGGCAAACCGCUCAACAAGCUGAUUCCAAGCGAGGCAUGCCGUCAAACUUUGUACCCUGAGAUUGGCGAAGAUUUUACGACCAUGCUCAGCACACCAGGCACCUAUGACAUGGAGAAGAUAAAAGAAACCGCCGGUGUGGGACCCAUGAUCCCGCUGCCUUCGAUCAACAGCGCUAUCAAAUUAAUUGUUAGGGGUGAUUGGCAAGCAUCUCUAAAGAUCGUGUCAGAAGGACAAUCCAUCGCUCACAUUAAAGUCCCGUCAAACGGCGAAUGGGUGUAUAUCGAUUGA